AUGGCAAAGAGGCUAUCUUCACUGUUCUCCCUGUCGCGGGAUGGCAAACCCCAUCCUGAGCCACUCGGACCAGCACACCCGACUUACACGGCAGCUCUGACUACUCACAAAUUGCACAAGAAUCGCUUCACCGCAUCAUCUAACACCGAUCUCAUCGAAGGGUCUUCCGGACUUGCUCCUCCUCCUCUCCUCACCGAAACAGGACUUGUUCGUCCUCCAAGCAGCCAACGAAGUGGUUCAGAGAGCAGGCCUGGGAGUCGGGCGAGUAGUGGUCACAGUCAGGUCCACAGCCGUGAAGGAAGCAGGAGUCGCCCGCAGACACCGACGUUGGUGAUACCCUCGAACGCGCCUGCUCCUCCCGCGCGACCUGCAACACCAUCUUCUGGGAGGACAUCGAAAAGAGGCUGGGCGCCAGGGAAACAUGACAGACACAAGAUUGACGAUGGCUCCGCCCAUCGGAAAGCCUGGAUUGCUGGGCUACGGGAAUACGUCCCUUACGAUCUAGCCCCAUUACUCGGCGGGGAGAAGGUACCCGAGCUUUGGAACGAGCGUGGGGAUACCUUAAUCUACCUCUACCCACCAACUUCGCAGCGUGGCCCGUGUUUCAGGGUUGAAUCUGCCCUUUUGGCCGACUCGAGUACUCUUGUCAGCCUUCGAAUGCACUCCCCCACAUCUCCGGCGGACAACAACAACGACAUAGAACUGACUCAGUCGGCCUUCUCAGAUGCGAUGUUGAAUCCUCGACAAGGGCGGCCGCCCUCUCAGUAUUCCCAGGCCAGCUCCACCUACCGUCCCGCCCCAAAUUUCUCGGUUCCAAACUUGGUCACUGUCAGUGAGGAGAAACAUCUGUAUCUGCCUCUAGGAUUUGACCGAGACAUGUCACAACCUGAAUCUGAACCUCAUGAUGAUGACCUUGAGCUUGUCGUCUUGUAUCGUAAUUUCUUCGCCUUCCUGACCGGCGGUGCGUUGGUGGCAACCCCUAGACAAGUUACACUGUUCUCUGUUUUUAUAGGAAUCAGUACGAUACUCAAGCGAUUCUGUUUCAGCAACUCCGAUGGUUCGACAUUCGGCGAUGUACCGUCGAACAGCUUCUCUCGCUAUUGCGACGAACUGAGGCUCGCAGACGUGCGAUCUAGCCGCGAAAAAACGGUAGAAGCGAUCGUCCUGGGUGAGCAGUUGAGAUAUUGGCCUCUCUACAAUGAAGGUUUUGCACACGCUGUAGGGCGAUUAGUGGACAUCAAGUCUAUCAAUAGCCCCAAAUAUGAAAAGAUGUCGCCCAUCACGAUCAACCGGCUGGAACGGGCACACCUCGACAUCGAGCAAAGACUGUUAGCCGUCAGGAGCAAGCUCGAAGAUUUUGACUUCCCUUCAAUGUUCGCGGGAAUUGCGAACUCCCAAACUUCCACCGAGGCCAAACUUGUCCGGUUCAAGGAAUGGAAAACUGGAUUCUUGGACUUCAGACGAUUCACGUUGGCUUUCUACCGGCGUAAAUAUGGAGCCUGGCCACCCAAAGCGUCCUCGAAGAAGAAUAAUUUUGAGGAGAGCGGGCUCAACCGUCUCCUGCUGAAGGAGCUUUACAAAGAUUUCACAGACCUGUAUGAUGUCCUGGUGGAUCGCACAGCAAUUACAACACGAACGGUUGAUAUGCUUCCCAUGGACGACGACGCCGAAACAAACGACCAGAACGAAACGAUUCAGCAUGCGAUUCGCCGGGUGGAGAGUGAGUACGAUCGAGCCACGCCUCCUGUCGUACCACCCAUUCCAUUCGACACGCCGUUGAUUCCCCAGUUUUCGCACAGUUUCAACCGCAGGCACGUUGAAAUCGUGUCAGACCAACCAGCACUGCAGAGCAAGAAAUUAAAGGAGAAUGAGGUGAACGAAGUGUUGUUAGGUUCCUACAAUCGCGAGUCCAUUGCCGCGAGCCCCUGGAUCCAGGACUUCUUCAACUAUGAACGUCGUCUAGGGAAUGGCAAGACCCUUGAACAGAUUGUCGAUGCCAGGUGCGGGCAGUGGCUGUUCAUGUACGCCGUUCUCCAAGCUCUUCCGAUGACUGUGGUUGACGCCAGGGAUCUCAAGCAUACGGAAGGGGUCGAAUAUUUCUUGUGCGUCGGCCCGAGGGGCGGCAGACCAUGGAUGAAGGAGGAUCAAUCAGUAUCCCGAGCUUGGUACAAUGUUGCCAGUGGUGGCGGUGUUGUCAGCCUUCCCGCUGACCUAAUCGACCACAGUGUGGAAGGGAUCUACCGGCGCAGUCACUGCUGGACAGAGGCUACCAAAUGGGCGCAGUCUCCCCUGAACGGGGUAGUAUUCCAAACAGACGCCCCUACUUUCCAGCCUAUGAACCAUACUGGCCUUCAAAAGGAUUAUUUGAGUCCUGGACAACAGUCUCCAUAUGCUAGUCCGCUUUCAUCGCCCCUCAUGAGACCCAUCUCUCCCGCUAUGUCCAGUGACAUCCACAGCAGCAGAGAUAGGAGCUCGGUCAAUCUUGGACUGGAGGCCUUGGAUGCACCACCUCCACAGCAAAAGUCACGACCUACCUCCACACUUAAUCCGAACGUCACUUUUGAUGCAAUUUUGGGUACUACCGACAGACCGAAGACCAAAACCAAGAAGGGAAAGAAAUGA
Molecule: messenger RNA, 2622 nt
Organism: Capronia epimyces CBS 606.96
Lineage: Eukaryota; Fungi; Ascomycota; Eurotiomycetes; Chaetothyriales; Herpotrichiellaceae
Exons: 2
Coding region: 1-2622 (873 amino acids)
Source: RefSeq, a predicted model, not a curated record